Molecule: messenger RNA, 2202 nt
Organism: Schistocerca gregaria
Lineage: Eukaryota; Metazoa; Arthropoda; Insecta; Orthoptera; Acrididae
Exons: 3
Coding region: 225-1862 (545 amino acids)
Biological process (GO): protein folding
Cellular component (GO): chaperonin-containing T-complex
Molecular function (GO): ATP hydrolysis activity; ATP binding; ATP-dependent protein folding chaperone
Source: RefSeq, a predicted model, not a curated record
AUUUCGAUUUGAUUUAGACGAGAAAAGUACGCCUACAUUGGGUUAGGUCGAAUUCGUCAGACAAGAGAAGAUGUGUCUUUAAGUAUUAAGACUUUUUUUUUUUGAUUUUUCGGAAUGUCUCUUUUUGACCUUUGUCCUAGAAGAAUGAAUCGAAUUAAUUUUUUUGUUAUUUUUUUACCACAUCUUGUUUUCUUGGUCAGUCUGUUGGUUCUCUGUUGUUCAUCAUGCCCGGAAUCAAUUUUAUAGGUGAGCGCGUAUCUGGACAGGACAUACGUACUCAGAACGUGACGGCGUGUAUUGCGCUUGCGAACAUUUUGAAGUCAUCUCUAGGCCCGGAGGGGUUAGACAAGAUGUUGGUGGAUCAGAUUGGAGAUGUCACGGUUACGAACGAUGGCGCUACAAUAUUGAAGGGACUUGAAGUGGAGCACCCUGCUGCUCGCGUAUUGGUGGAGUUGGCGCAAUUGCAGGAUGAGGAGGUCGGGGACGGGACGACGUCGGUGGUUAUAUUGGCGACUGAGCUGUUGAGGCGAGGCGACCAGUUGAUCAAGAAGGGGACGCACACAACGAAUGUGGUGAGUGGCUUCUGUGUGGCGAUGAAUGAGGCAUGCAAUUACAUUGAGAAGCAGCUGUCUAUAAACGCGGAGGCACUUGGGAAGAACGUAUUGUAUUCCGUUGUCAAGACGAGCAUGGCGAGCAAGGUGAUUGGCCCUGAUUCCGACUAUUUUGCAGAGUUGGUGGUAAAGGCCGUACAAAGGGUGAAGCAAAUAGGAAAAAAGGGGACAUUCAAAUAUCCAAUAUCUCACAUUAAUAUUCUUCGCGCUACGGGCCAUAGUGCGAGGGAGAGUAUGUAUGUUGAGGGGUAUGCACUCAAUUGCGUGAUUGCGGCGCAGGGAAUGCCGAAGCGCAUAACCAAUGCAAAAAUCGCACUUUGCGAUUUCAACUUGAGCAAGGCGAAGCUGCCUCUGGGCGUAUCCAUUAGCAUUCAGGAUCCUCAGGAACUGGUUUCGAUUCACGAGAGAGAACACACUCUAUUGAAGGAGCGAGUAGAUAUGAUUAUCAAGGCCGGGGCCAAUGUGAUUCUUACGACCAAAGGAAUUGAUGACUUUGCAUGUAAAUACAUGAUUGACGCAGGAGUUAUGGGUGUUCGUCGCUGCAAGAAGUCUGACCUCAAGAGGAUAGCAAGGGCGACUGGGGGAAAGCUUAUUUUGUCGAUGGCGAAUCUAGAGGGGGAGGAGUCAUUCGACCCGGCCAAUUUGGGAGAGGCCGGAUCUGUGUCCCAAGAAUCUAUAUCUGAUCAAGAGCUUAUCAUCAUUCGAGGUACCAAGGAGUCUCAAGGUGCGAGCAUCAUUCUCCGCGGCGCCAAUUCCUUUAUGUUAGAUGAAAUGAACCGCACCAUACACGAUUGUUUAUGUGCAGUCAAAAACGUGCUCGAGAUGAAUUCGGUCGUCCCUGGAGGCGGCGCCGUUGAAGUUGCUCUCGCCAUGUAUCUUGAAAGCUUUGCGCGCACACUGGGUUCUCGUGAACAGUUGGCCGUCGCCGAAUUUUCCCAGGCGUUGUUGGUCAUCCCCAAAACCCUUGCUGUCAACGCCUCUAAAGAUGCCAUCGACCUGACAGCCAAAUUGUGUACUUUGCAUAAGGCCGCUCAGGACAAAGAAGACAAGAAGCGUUUCUCCAGAUACGGCCUCGAUUUGACCGAAGGCAAGCCCGCCGACAUCAUCGACCAAGGGGUUCUUGAAUCAAGCCAAGGCAAAAUCAAAUACAUUCGGUUUGCGACCGAGGCCGCAAUGAGCAUCCUACGCAUCGACGAUGUGAUCAGGUUAGAACCAAAAGCCGCUCCAAAGAGAUACGAUGAAGACGAAUGAUCGGAGUGACUUUUUAUAAUAAUGACGCGCUCUAAAAUUUUUGACAUAUGUCCCCUCUGCUUUAUUCUGUUCUUCUGAAGUUGUGCGAAUGUGCACACAUUUGAAGUUCACCCCGUUUUCCGAAGGGCCUUCAGAGCAUCUGAUGGUUUUUUUCACCUGUGGUUGGUUUGACAUCUCCGGCUGACUCGUCGCGAUCCGCGCGUCGUUCGUCGAAGGGCGCCUUCGAGCGGAUGAGGUCUAGGCCUUUUCCGUGCCGGCAGAACUAGCGGGGCGGGUUACUCGGUAACUUAUCGGUUUUAAAAAUUCGAGCGAUUUACGCUAUCAUUUUUUUUACAUGUUU